UCUCAUUCCAAUCCAGAGCCCAAGGGGCAAUCCAUCUAUUGUCUUUCAGAAAAGCCCCUACAGCUCUGAGGGAAAAAAAAUAGAAAAAAAAAUCCCAAAAAAUCCCCCAAAAAAAUAAUCUUUUUGUUUUCAAUCUUUCAAAAUGUCAAACGGAUUUGCCAAUGCCGAAGGUGAUAAAAAGAAGAAGAAGAUAGCCAUCAUUAGUGUGUCUUCUUUAAUCCUGGUAGCAAUGGUUGUUGCCGUUACCGUUGGCGUCAACAAUGCACCCCAUGGAGAGGAGCACGGUGAUGACAAUCAUGGCAGCGAAACCACUCCUGAAAUCACAUCAUCCACCAAAGCUAUCCAAGCCAUUUGUCAACCAACGGAUUACAAAGAAACCUGUGAGAAGAGUCUAGAGGCAGAAGCCGGUAACACAACAGACCCAAAAGAGCUAGUGAAAGUGGGCUUUAAAAUCGCAACAAGGAGUCUGAACGAGGCUAUUAAGAAUUCAACCACACUUAAAGAAUUAGCCAAAGACCCCAGAACCAACCAAGCCCUUCAAAAUUGUCGUGAGCUACUAGAAUAUGCCAUUGAUGAUUUGAACCAGUCGUUCGAAAGAAUCGGCACCUUCCAAAUGUCCAAACUCGAUGAUUUCGUCGCGGAUUUAAAGAUUUGGCUCAGUGGUGCACUCACGUACGAACAAACUUGCUUGGAUGGUUUUGAAAAUACUACAGGUGAUGCUGGUGUCAGAAUGCAAGAGUUUCUGAAGUCAGCUCAGCAAAUGACAACCAAUGGCCUUGGCAUUGUUAAUGAAUUGUCUACCAUUCUGGGUUCACUUCAGCUUCCUGGAAUGAGUGGACGACGACUUUUGGAAGAUGAUGAUCGUGAAAUGCCAUCAUGGGUUAGCGACGGAAAGAGACGAUUGAUGCAGGCGGGAGCCGCUGCGAUGAAACCUGAUUUGGUUGUAGCUCAAGAUGGGAGUGGGAAAUACAAAACCAUAAAUGCAGCUUUAGCUGAUGUGCCUUUGAAGAGUAAUAAAACGUUUGUGAUUCAUGUGAAGGCUGGAAUUUACAAAGAAAUUGUUGUCAUCCCCAAACAUAUGACUCAUCUUACAAUGUACGGUGAUGGUCCAACCAAAACUGUCGUCACUGGUAGCUUAAACUUCAUCGAUGGCAUUCAAACAUUCAAGACUGCUACCUUCUCUGCAAUUGGAGCUAACUUCUACGCUAGAGAUAUGGGAUUCGAGAACACAGCUGGAGCAGCAAAGCACCAGGCCGUGGCCCUACGAGUCCAAUCCGAUAGAUCAAUCUUCUUCAACUGCCAAAUCGACGGAUACCAAGACACACUCUACGCACACGCUCAUCGUCAGUUCUAUAGAGAUUGCACAAUCAGUGGCACCAUCGACUUCGUCUUCGGAAACGCUGCUACAAAUUUCCAGAACUGCAAGCUAGUGGUGCGAAAGCCAUUGGAUAACCAACAAUGCAUCGUAACUGCUCACGGGCGUUUGAACAGAAAGGAACCAACGGCAUUGAUCUUCCAGAGCUGCCAUUUCAUGGGUGAUCCAGCUUACUUGCCAUUCAAGGCCAUCAACAAGGCUUAUUUGGGACGUCCAUGGAAGGAAUAUUCAAGAACCAUUAUAAUCGGAUCAACAAUAGACGAUAUAAUUCAGCCAGAAGGAUGGUUGCCAUGGAUGGGAGAUUUUGGAUUGAACACAUUGUUCUACGCGGAGGUACAAAACAAAGGAGCAGGGGCUGAUGAAAGUAAGAGAGUGAAGUGGAGAGGAAUUAAACAUAUUACGCCACAACAUGCUGCGGACUUCACUCCAAGACGAUUUAUUGAUGGCGAUGCAUGGAUUCCUGCCAAGGGAAUUCCUUACUCUUCUGGGAUGAUGUAAUGAACAAAAGGGUUUUAGUAAAACCAAACCGAACCGAACCCUUUUUUCUCUUUUUCUCUUUUUCUCUUUUUCUUUUGGCGUUCGUUUAAUGGAAAUCCUAUGGGAAAUAAUUUCACUUAUAUUACCUAUAUUUAUAUUAUGAUCUGAA
Molecule: messenger RNA, 2021 nt
Organism: Cucumis sativus (cucumber)
Lineage: Eukaryota; Viridiplantae; Streptophyta; Magnoliopsida; Cucurbitales; Cucurbitaceae
Product: probable pectinesterase/pectinesterase inhibitor 21
Exons: 2
Coding region: 143-1873 (576 amino acids)
Biological process (GO): cell wall modification
Molecular function (GO): pectinesterase inhibitor activity; pectinesterase activity
Source: RefSeq, a predicted model, not a curated record